AUGCCAUUCAAUGUGACAGUGGAACAUCCAAACACCUGGGUUGUUAGCCUUGAAUCUCAUAACAACAUAAGAUUGAGGGUUGACAUAAACAGUGUCUCUAAUCAUAGGGUAUUCAGGGUAUGGAGCAUGGUCAGAUGCGUUAAAUGCUACAGGCGAUUGGUCAUCAGGGACACCUUCGCCUCUUUCAAUAACCUGGAAAGUGUGACCAUGCAAAUGGAAAGGAUGCUUACCAGUAUCUUGGUUGUUAAGACGAAUGUCAAUGACGUCAUCCUUCUGCAACACAACAGCAUGCACGUUACCGUAGAUGUAAGCAUUGGUUGCAAAUUCACCGGCAGACAAAGCAGUACCAAUAAUAGGAACUUUAGGAGCAGUGUAAGUGACGUUGUUGAAGAAAGCGUAGUUAACACCAUUGCCCAAGUUAUUCAUGACAACAUCAACAGUGACAACAUGGUCAGCUUCAUCAUAAAGCUUCUCCUUAUUGAGAGGAGUCAAGUAGAAGUCAUCAAAGAAAUCAAGUUCAUCGACCAUGUACUCAUCUGGUUUGUCAGCCUCUUCAUCAUAGAUAAUGUAGUUGGUAGAGUUCAAAAUCAAAUCUUUAGGAAUCACAUCCAACAUAUCAUCAUCGAUCUUGUUCAUGAAAGCAUAGUUCUUGUCAGUUUCAUUCUUGGUAUGAAUCAAAACACCGUAACGCUGAGCAACAGUAAUGUAAAUCAUACUGGUAGAGUUUUUUUCCACAUAAAUACCAUCAACUUCAACAAUCUCGAACUCGUGAUCUUCCAUGUACAAGUAUUGAGAAACAAAACCACCAACAUUGAUGAUUCUGACAAAAUACGUCUUGUUUGGUUCCACGUGCCAAGUGUUGUUUCUGGUAUUGUUGAACAAAGUGUUUUGGGGAAUUGGUUCGGCACCGGUAGGAUUGUAUCUGUUCAAAAAUUUUGGAAUCAAAACAUCUGCAGUGUCAUGAUACCAUUCACCAACAGUCAAAACAACAUCUUCAUCGAACUCGAAUGGGUAUUUUCCAUCCUUUUCUUCAAUGAUGAAGACACCUCUCAAACCAUCUCCGUAUUGACCGGAAGUGUGAGAGUGGUACCAGUAAGUUCCCACUUGAUCAGGAACAGUGAAGUUGUACAACAUGGUGUCACCAGGAGCAAUAGGACAUUGAGUAACCAUUUCUGGGCCAUCCAUUUGAGAAGUUCCGUUCUGGAACAAACCGUGGAAGUGCAACGAAGUGUUUCUGUCAUCAAAACCAUUAUUCAAAAACAAUUGGACUCUGUCACCUUGCUUAACUCUCAAGGUGGGCAAAGGCCAAGUGUUGUUAAAACCCAUAACUUUACGUUCGAAAACGCCAUCAGGGUUACCAUCAACCCAUGUAGUCUGGAAGUACCAUGUGUGAGUUUCAGCAGAAACGAAGCUGUAAAGCAACGCAAAGAUGAAAACGGAAAAGGCUCUCAUAUUCCGUCAAAAUGUAUAGUCCCCCAGUGGAAUGUAAGAACAGGCUAA
This is a messenger RNA of Clavispora lusitaniae ATCC 42720, 1500 nucleotides long. Lineage: Eukaryota; Fungi; Ascomycota; Pichiomycetes; Serinales; Metschnikowiaceae. The record is from RefSeq and is a predicted model, not a curated record.